This is a messenger RNA of Epinephelus lanceolatus (giant grouper), 2581 nucleotides long. RefSeq names its product homeobox B1b (gene hoxb1b). The record is from RefSeq and is a predicted model, not a curated record. Gene Ontology annotation, biological process: regulation of transcription by RNA polymerase II. Gene Ontology annotation, cellular component: nucleus. Gene Ontology annotation, molecular function: RNA polymerase II cis-regulatory region sequence-specific DNA binding; DNA-binding transcription factor activity, RNA polymerase II-specific. Lineage: Eukaryota; Metazoa; Chordata; Actinopteri; Perciformes; Serranidae.
UAAACAUUAGUCUCAAGUCUUAUUUAUUUAAGUUUAAUCACUUUCUAUCAGUUGUUGUGUUAACUUUUACGCAUGGGCCUCCUCUAAAUAUUUUCCCAGAGACACUCAGCCCUGUGUAUCUUCCAUUUAAAUGUUCGCUGCUGUUAAUUCAGCUACAUAAAUAAAAGCAGUUUGUUGAGAUUUCACCACAUCUCCACAGUAAAUACUCCUCUAUGAGCCAGUUUACAGGAAGACGACUGUAAUGCAGCCAAAGCGUGGGAAUAAAUGGCAACUUUCCGGGUUUUUCUUUAAAGCUUAAUUAGCUCUUGAGGUCUAUAACAUUACAUUAACUCUUACUUAAUUACAGGGUCCUUGUACGGAUGAGUGUAGGGUUCUUUUUGGGAGAUAUUACAUUAUAGUCUUGGUGUCGUUAGAAAGAAAGAAGAAGCUAUAUGGUUCUUAAAUGUGUCUUUUGUUCUUUUAUGGGCAGAGUGGGCCACACAAGCUGUCAAUCUGUAAAAAGAGCGCAUGAUGGAUCACUGAAUUCACUGCGCUGCUUUGGAGUCAGAGUCUGUCUGCGGGAUUGGAGUCGGCGACAAGCCGAGGAAAUGUUUUGGGAAUAAGCCAAUGCACCUUUUGAGCAAACUCGUAUUUAUUUAUCCAUUUAAAGCGAGUUUUAAGUGUCGUUUUCGUUUCAAGCUUUCAAAUUAGUGCGCAAUAGAAAAAGAAUUUCACAGCUAAAACUGCAUAAAUUAAAAGAAAAAAAUACCUGUACUUUCUUAUAUAUUGCAGCAUAACUUGUGUAUUUAUUUAGUUGCAUUCCGAUUUGGUCAGACGAAUAAUUUAGCAGUCCUUGCAGCAACUUUUGACACCUUCAAAACAAUAAUAAUAAAUGAAGUGUGCCCUAUUUUUUUAUUAUUAUUAUUUUGGGGGCCAUUUUUAUUAUCGCAUUUCUAAUACUAAAUCUGUGUUGUUAUUAUUAUUACCCUCGUUAUUCUUAUUAUGUUAGAUAUAUGGUGGUUAUUUUAAUUUUUGUGAUUAAUUUUUCAUUCUGAGCUGCUGUAACACCGCAGUCUGAAAUAGUGUCCUGAUGUUUGUGUUCUUAUCAGAUGGAUGAGCGAGUUUGAUUGAAGCAUUUGUCAUGUAAAUGCGAGCCGUUUGAUGGACGAGCCUGCAGACUUGACAGAGUGCUGUAGGUCCUUUGCCAUUGGCGUUUAGCGGGUCACAUGGUGUGUCAGGAAGGUGAUAUGAGGGUGGAAGGCAGUUUUACAGCUUUGACAUACUACCUAGAAGGUUAGGGCAAAGGGAGCACCGAUUAAUGACUGCUCGGUCUUGAUCAGCUGCGAACAAACAACAGGCCCAGGUCCAGGAUGAACUCAUACUUAGACUACCCCGUGUGCAACCGGGGAGCAAAUAUUUUCAGUGCCAAGGCCGGAUACCACAAUUUGAACCAUGGAUACAUGUCGUCCAACUCGUGCGCAACAAGUGAUAGUUACGCACCAGACGGUCGCUUAGCUGCUGCGACUUCUGCGCCUCACCAGAGCCCGAGCCUCCCUCUGCAUCACCAGACACACGUCAACUUGGAUCUGCAGUUUGCAACACCGGGGAACUCCAUGUAUGGGUCACCUCUGGAGUACGGACAUCACCAGUACGGCCUCGCACCCGAGCAGGACCGGAGCUUCAUUCAUGCGCAGGUUUCACCAAUCGGAACAAACAUGGCUCCCUACACCGGGGACAGCUGUGGGCCUGGUGUUGCAACAGGCAGCCAGUAUCUACAUUUUGGAAACGGGGAUCAGAGGCAGCAAGAAUAUCCAGAGAGUGUUUACACAAGGUUACCGCCCCAGAGUAAGGAGAGGGAUUUGGAGCAUGUGGAGGAAACUUCUAAAACAUUCGACUGGAUGAAAGUGAAGAGGAAUCCACCUAAAACAGCUGUCCUGUCGGAGUUCGGCGUACCCGGCCAGCACAACGUGAUCCGCACCAACUUCACCACCAAGCAGCUGACCGAGCUGGAGAAAGAGUUCCACUUUAACAAGUACCUGACGCGGGCGCGGAGGGUGGAGGUGGCCGCCAGUCUGGAGCUGAACGAGACGCAGGUGAAAAUCUGGUUCCAGAACCGCAGGAUGAAGCAGAAGAAACGCGAGAAACUGGGCUGCGCUUUGGUCAGCGCUGCGGCACCUGUGGAGAAACUCUGCGGCCCUGACACCUCUCCAAAGGCGAAGGGGAAAGACUGUUAACCGUGAUGGGACUUCUGAAAUAAACAAACAAAAAACAAUCUGUGGAGACAGUUUUUAACUUCUUCCCUCAAUCGCACCAUUCCAGAAAAACUGUGAAAAAAGCAUGUGGACUUUGAAGUAUACAGGGUAUGUCUGUGUCUGCUUAUGUGCAUAUCGUGCAAUGAUUAAUGCUGCAUUGGAGAAACUUUUUCAAAUGUCUUUUCAUGCCUUCUUGUAUCUGUAAUUUUCUUAUCAUAAGCCCAUGCUAUGUUUUUUUGUGUGUGUUGGAGCACUGAAGCAUUCAGUGUCAUUGUUUGCACUAUUUAUUUACAGGGUAUUUUCCAACAACUGUGAUGAUUUAGCUUAAUAAAGUUUAUACAAUGAAAAAA